UUUCGAAGUUUGGAUAAUCGAAGAUUUGAGUGUUAAUGUUUAUCGUCGGAAUUCAAAAACAAAAUUAAAAAAAAAAUCAUUUUUAAUUAUAAUUAUUGUUAUAAACGUUAGGAUAUAUGCGAAAAAUCAUAAGUUUACGCAUUGUUUUUUUAAUGUUGUUUCAAAAGUUAAUUGUGAAUUGAAACUCCUCAAAACAGGCAGUUUUUAAAGUUAGUCAUCUUCGUUCCGAAAAAAUGGCAGGGUUUUCCUACGGUUUGAUACGAGACAUGAAAAAGUCGGUGAACCAGCUUAUAUGUACAGAGCUAGCGGUGGUGAUGAAAGAUAUUUAUCCUAAAGCCAAAUUUCACUACCUGGUUCUCCCUUGGGAGGACAUUGAUACGGUUUACCAGCUUUCUUUGGAAAACUUACCGCUGUUGCACGAGAUGCAUUUUUUGGGAUCAACCGUGAUACAGAAAUUUGGUGUCCAACAAGGUAUGAAGGAGGACUGUUUCCAAAUGGGAUUUCAUAUGAAGCCUAGUAUGCACAGGUUACACCUGCACUGUAUCUCAACUGAUUUUGUUUCCGAGAGUCUAAAGUACAAAGAACAUUGGAAUAGUUUCGUCACAGAUUUUUUUAUGCCAUUUGAAAGUAUUGUGCAGGAGCUGCAAGAAAAGGGUCGAAUUGAAAAACGUCCUGAGCAGUAUGUCAUCGACUUGCUGAAAACGCCAUUGGUUUGCAACCAGUGUAAUUACCACCCGAAAAAUUUUCCGGAUUUGAAACGUCACUUAGCUAACCAUUUGUCCAGUACCGGAAGUGGGACCGAAGCCAUCAAUUAGUGAUCGUAUCGAACAAACAAUAGGAAAACUCUAUGGAGUGAAGAAACAUGGCUGACUGUACGAGAGAUUUGAGGCCGAUGCGGACACGUGGCAGGUCCACCAGGCACGGGGAUAAUCUUUCGCUGGCAAGUUUGCUGUAUCUGCUUUGAUCGAGGCUAAUAACUAUGUUGAAGUCAAAGCCCCUCAAAUAUAGCAGAAUACUGGAUUUA
This is a messenger RNA of Uranotaenia lowii, 1024 nucleotides long. Its product is annotated as aprataxin-like protein. The record is from RefSeq and is a predicted model, not a curated record. Gene Ontology annotation, biological process: double-strand break repair; single strand break repair. The transcript is spliced from 3 exons. NCBI's taxonomy places the organism in Eukaryota, Metazoa, Arthropoda, Insecta, Diptera, Culicidae. Gene Ontology annotation, cellular component: nucleus. Gene Ontology annotation, molecular function: single-stranded DNA binding; double-stranded RNA binding; mismatched DNA binding. Bases 234 to 815 code for a protein of 193 amino acids.